Molecule: messenger RNA, 1434 nt
Organism: Penicillium cataractarum
Lineage: Eukaryota; Fungi; Ascomycota; Eurotiomycetes; Eurotiales; Aspergillaceae
Gene: erg1
Product: squalene monooxygenase erg1
Exons: 2
Coding region: 1-1434 (477 amino acids)
Biological process (GO): ergosterol biosynthetic process
Cellular component (GO): membrane; endoplasmic reticulum
Molecular function (GO): FAD binding; squalene monooxygenase activity
Source: RefSeq, a predicted model, not a curated record
AUGACCUCCGCGCUCAACGGCCAUGCGCCGAAAUCUCCGCUCUCUAUUCAACGCCGCAUUGAACACCAUGAAGCCGACGUCGUUAUCGUCGGCGCCGGAAUUCUGGGCUGCGCACUCGCUGUUGCGCUGGGACGACAAGGCCGCAGCGUCAUCUUGCUGGAACAGUCUAUGAAGGAGCCCGAUCGCAUUGUCGGCGAACUGCUCCAGCCCGGAGGUGUAAAUGCGCUGGAACGUUUGGGUCUGCGGGACUGUCUCGAUGAUAUCGACGCGAUCGACGUGGACAGCUACUAUAUCACAUACUUUGGCGAACCGGUCAAAUUAUUCUACCCCAGGGAGACUCCGUCUUCCCCUCGGCCGAUUGGAAAAUCCUUCCACCAUGGCCGAUUCGUCAUGAAGCUGCGCCAGGCCGCGUUGGCUUGUCCCAACGUGACGGUGGUAGAGACAAAGGCCACGGGCCUAGUGACCUCGACCCAGGUCCAGGGACAGGUGCUGGGUGUUGAGUGCGUGACUCAGGAUCUGAAGGACUGCUACUUUGGCCAACUGACCGUCGUCGCGGACGGUUACGCCUCGAAAUUCCGCAAAGCGCAUCACCCACAUACACCCAAGGUCCGCUCGAAAUUCUGGGGCCUUGAACUGAUCGAUACGAAACUCCCCUCUCCGAACUCCGGUCACGUCCUCCUUAGCGAUAAGCCUCCCGUCCUCAUUUACCAGAUCGGUACCCACGAGACCCGAAUCCUUGUCGAUAUCCCCGAUAACCUCCCCUCGGCGUCGGUGAAGAAUGGCGGUGUCAAGAGCCAUCUACGGAACGUGGUCCUGCCCUCCCUUCCCGAGGGAGUCAGGCCCUCGUUCGAGGCGGCACUAGAUAAGGGUCCAUUGCGCUCCAUGCCAAAUUCCUUCCUGCCCGCAUCUACAAAUAAGACUCCCGGGUUAUUGAUUCUGGGCGAUGCAUUGAACAUGCGACACCCAUUGACUGGUGGUGGAAUGACCGUGGCUCUAAAUGAUGUCUGCUGCAUCCGCGAGUUGCUGAGCCCUGAGGCUGUGCCAGAUUUGGGUAACACUACACUGGUACUGAAACAACUCUCGCGCUUCCACUGGAUGCGCAAGAACUCCUCCUCCGUCAUCAAUAUUCUCGCCCAAGCCCUUUAUCAGCUUUUCGCCGCUAAUGAUACCAGUCUCCUCGCUCUCCAACGAGGUUGCUUCCGCUACUUCCAGAUCGGUCCCGUGGACGGACCGGUCGGCCUCCUUGCAGGCCUGAUCAAGCAACCCUUCGUGCUCUUCCGCCACUUCUUCACCGUCGCCUUCCUCUCCAUCUGGGUUCUCUUCCGAGAGACCCCCUUCACACAACUAAUCCUGUUCCCAUUGCGAUCAUUCAUGGUCUUCUGGACAGCAUGCAUCGUGAUUUUCCCCUUCAUCUUCGCCGAAAUCUGGAGCUAG